Aspergillus ruber CBS 135680 is the source of this 354-nucleotide messenger RNA. RefSeq names its product CTAG/PCC1 family protein. The record is from RefSeq and is a predicted model, not a curated record. The coding region runs from base 1 to 354 and encodes 117 amino acids. Gene Ontology annotation, cellular component: EKC/KEOPS complex. NCBI's taxonomy places the organism in Eukaryota, Fungi, Ascomycota, Eurotiomycetes, Eurotiales, Aspergillaceae. The transcript has 2 exons.
AUGGCAGCCAAAGCGACCGGAUUCCCCUACACACUAACAAUAACCCUCCCUCUUCCCUCCAUCCACCUCGCCUCCUCCGCCCUCCGCACCCUUGAAGUCGACACCGAACUAUCGCCCUUUGUCCAGCGGGACUUCGAACUCGUCGCUCCGUCCGCAUCUUCGGAAACCGAAACACAGAAGAUGGAAAUUGAGGAGGGAGAGAAAUCGGUGCUGAAGACUACGUAUCGUGCGACGACGAAUCGAAUGCUACGCGUUGCGGUUAAUGGAUUUAUGGAGAGUUUGGGGGUUGUGCUUGGAGUUAUGCAGGAGUUGGAUGUGGAUGUUUUGGAGAUGGAUCAGAGUCACGAGGAGUGA